Molecule: messenger RNA, 414 nt
Organism: Symbiodinium necroappetens
Lineage: Eukaryota; Dinophyceae; Suessiales; Symbiodiniaceae
Source: the annotation of a GenBank genome assembly
GAGCGCGGACUGCUUGACGGAGAUCCGAGCUGGGCUCACGUUUGGCCGUCAGCUGCCGCUCUCGGCGCGCUCUUGGCGGGCCGACCCCAGCUCGUUGAAGACAAGCGGGUCGCCGAGCUUGGCGCCGGCUUGGGCCUUUGUGGCCUCGUCUCCGCCGCAGUGGGGGCGCGCACGGUGCUGCUGCUGGACCGUGAGCCCCGGGCGCUGCAUUGCGCCGUGGCUUCUGCAGAGCUCGGCAAGCUGGCGGUGCAGGAGGUUGGCGCAGCUUGCGGCGUGCAGGCUGCCGUCUACGACUGGGAUGCGCCUCAGAGUUUCGGGGAGCCUGUAGAUGUCAUCCUGGCAGCAGAGGUCCUCUACGAUGUUACAGCCUCAAAGGCACUGGCUGCAGCCUCUUUGUGCCUGCUUCGUGGAGAG